Dendronephthya gigantea is the source of this 596-nucleotide messenger RNA. RefSeq names its product bile salt-activated lipase-like. The coding region runs from base 132 to 596 and encodes 154 amino acids. Lineage: Eukaryota; Metazoa; Cnidaria; Anthozoa; Malacalcyonacea; Nephtheidae. The record is from RefSeq and is a predicted model, not a curated record. The transcript has 3 exons.
UAAAAGUGAAAGCACAUUUUAAAAAUUCGUCAGAGGACGUGUACGAGAAGGCGAGAGAGUUAUAUAAGCCGAAGUGCAUUUCAUCGUAUUUGGAAGCAUUGAGACCGAGUGUAGCAUUUGAAUCAGAUAAAAUGUUUAUUUGUGCAACAAGAAAUGAGGCUAAACUCAGAUAUAACCUGAUGAACACUACAAAUUCAUAUGUAUUUCAAUAUUCGCACACCCCGUUGGUACCAUAUCUACCAGACGUGUAUCCCUAUGGAUUGUAUGGAUUUGCAGGUCAUGCACUGGACGUUGUGUCAGUCUUUGGUUUUCCAGUCAAUAACACGAGGUUUCGACCUGAUGAUCAAACACUGUCGAUGAGAAUGAUCUUAUACUGGACCAAUUUUGCAAAAACGGGAGAUCCAAAUGCAGGUACAAUUACGUUACCGAUUGUGGUCGACAACGUGGACAGCCUACCAACAUGGCCUCGAUAUAGCGUUGGUAAAGAAGAAUAUCUAGAUAUGGAUAGUUUUUCCCAGAUGACGGUUCGAACAAAAUUGCGUGAAAUGCAUUGUGAUUUUUUUAUGGAUCCUGAAGGUUUCCUAAAAGACAAGUAA